Molecule: messenger RNA, 1878 nt
Organism: Penicillium longicatenatum
Lineage: Eukaryota; Fungi; Ascomycota; Eurotiomycetes; Eurotiales; Aspergillaceae
Product: fungal specific transcription factor domain-containing protein
Exons: 2
Coding region: 1-1878 (625 amino acids)
Biological process (GO): DNA-templated transcription; positive regulation of transcription by RNA polymerase II
Molecular function (GO): zinc ion binding; sequence-specific DNA binding; DNA-binding transcription factor activity, RNA polymerase II-specific
Source: RefSeq, a predicted model, not a curated record
AUGGACCCGCCGUUGGAACCGCUCAUGGCCCCGCUCACACUCGACGCCCAUCCACUCUACCCGCGUGCCGAAGGUGUCGCCAGCAGAAGAAGCGAUGCACGCGAACUGCCGAGGGGUCGUGUAAACCAUGUCUUGCGGCUUGGCUGCCUUGUUCGCUCAUGGAGCGAGACCCAGUUGGUGAACCAGACAUUGCCGACGGGUGGGCCGCAAAUCGAGUCCAUUGAAACGGGUCGGGGAUUGUCAUUGGGGUCUAGUGAAACUCAAUCCCCACAAAUCGGUCCGGUCGAGAAAAUGGAGACCGAUGAGACUGUCCAAGAGGAGAGCCAGGAUUCUACCAAACUGGGGGACGGUGAUAGGGCCAUCUCUGUCUCAGCUGGGAGAAGGUGCCUGCAAGCCUAUUUUCGACAUGUCCAUCGCGCAUAUCCAUUUUCAGACAGCGAAUUUGUUCAGCAGGAUUUUGAGACCCUGUGCGAACAACAAGCGGAGAAUGAAUAUCUGCCGCGAUCGGCUGUGCCAAGCCGGCUGCAUAUGCUUAUGGCUAUCGGGUACACAACACUGCAGCGUGCCGGUGAAGCUGAAAAUAUUGAAGAACGACCUUUUGAGCCGUGUUUGCAAGAAAUAUUUUGCGAGUGUGUCUCCAAGGUCAAUGAGAAUUCAGCGGGAACAUUGCUGCUGCUUGGCUUGUACCUUCUAUUCAAACCCAAUGAUCUGGAUCCCAGGGCCAUUGUUGGUGUCCUUACCCGCCAUGCAUUGGCAACAGGACUGGUCAGCGAGACACCAACCAGUCAGAAACUUUCUCCUCGAGCGUUAGAGCUGCGUCGUCGGUUGAGCUGGUCAGUCUAUGUCUUCGACCGAAUGAUUGGUAUAUCCUAUGGCCUUCCAUUCGGAAUUCCGAACGACUCGAUGCAAGUGCCAUUACCAAGUAUUAUGAUCCACGAAUACGGGUCUCCAGAAGGUCACCAAUAUACGAUCGCGCUGCAAGUCAGCAGACACGUCAUUGCUCUCCGCCAACUCGAGACUCGAAUCGUGGACUCGAUUUAUCAUCAGGACUCUCCAGUGCACACACAGGAGCUUCGACGGCAGAUUGAAGACUGGUAUACCCAAGGGUGCCUUCUAUCUAGCUCGGCACUAUGGGAGCAAGACCAAGUGCCGUUCCAUACGACUAUUACUUGGUUGAAUGUUCGCUAUCAAAAUCUUCUUCUCCUAUUAUAUACUCCUGCCCGGGCGGACUCUGGAGGCGAGGAUAACCUGGCCCAGCUGCAGGCAGCUGCCCAACAGUAUAUCCAAUUAAGUCUUAUUCUUCAUGAACAUCGACACUUACCGAUGAACUGGGUUACUCUGUGUCGUCUGCUCUCCCUGGCGGCCAUAUUCCUUCACUGCAUAACGCAGUGGUCGUCAACAUUCCAAGAAAUCCCGGAGAUAAAUCUGCUCGCCUCUUUAUUGGAGCUCUUCGAACCCUCUUGGAUCCCCGCACACGAAGCCGCUCGGAUUAUGCGACGACUGUCGGAGACGAUUGCAAAUAAUAAAACUCCAAUUAUACCACUCAGCAAGUCAUCUGCAUCGUCAGUGAUCACGUCUCCAGGGCUAGAGGUGGAGCUUGGGCUACAGGCAAUACAAGAUGAGCUCGCUCCCUUAUUAAGCGAUACAUUAGGCGAAGCAAGCUUCUAUAUCUGGCCUCUUAGGUCAAAGGUAUUUGACCGACGACCUUCGCACCAGUUCGUUGCCACGGAUGGUAUGAGUGGUAUAAUCGAUGGUGGUCCCCGUAUUGGUAUCCCGCAGAAUAGUGCUUUUACACCUGCAGAUAAUCCACUCAUGGAUAGUCCAUUGGAAACACAAUGGAUGAGUCUGCUUGGUGGUCUCGGAUCAGAUAUGCUUUGA